UCAACCUCGGGGACACGUAUGCAGUCUCCUGGCAAAUCCCUGAGAGAAGCUCUGUUCUCUGCUCAGAGUGAGGAUCGCCUCACUGUUGGAGUCUAUGAGAGUGCCAAAAUAAUGACUGAAGACCCAGACAGCGUGUCUUUCUGUGUCCUGGCCAUGGAUGAGGAGUUUGAGUGUGACAUCGCUCUGCAGAUCCACUUCACCCUCAUCCAGUCCUUCUGCUUCGACAACGACAUCAGCAUCGUCCGAGUGAGCGACAUGCAGCGCCUGGCUGAGAUUGUUGGUGACAAGGCUGAGCAGCUUGAAGAUGCUCACUGCGUCCUCAUCACGAACCCAGCUGAUGGUUCAUGGGAGGACCCUGCUCUGGAGAAGCUGCACCUGUUCUGUGAGGAGAGCCGCAGUCUGAGCGACUGGGUUCCUGAGAUCACCCUCCCUGAGCGCUGA
Myripristis murdjan (pinecone soldierfish) is the source of this 441-nucleotide messenger RNA. Its product is annotated as growth arrest and DNA damage-inducible protein GADD45 gamma-like. The coding region runs from base 19 to 441 and encodes 140 amino acids. Lineage: Eukaryota; Metazoa; Chordata; Actinopteri; Holocentriformes; Holocentridae. Gene Ontology annotation, biological process: regulation of cell cycle. The record is from RefSeq and is a predicted model, not a curated record. The transcript is spliced from 4 exons. Gene Ontology annotation, cellular component: nucleus; cytoplasm.